Geodia barretti is the source of this 464-nucleotide messenger RNA. The record is from the annotation of a GenBank genome assembly. NCBI's taxonomy places the organism in Eukaryota, Metazoa, Porifera, Demospongiae, Tetractinellida, Geodiidae.
UCUUCUUCUUCUUCAGACCCGCUAGCUCCUUACCGGAAGCACUUGAAGCGUUGAUUUUUUCACAGAACGUCUCCGAAUUUGCCGGAGGUGUGCACGCAUAUCAAGCGAUCGUUUGUUUCUUGCCGCAAGUCACUACGGUAGAUCGUUGAGCUCUUCCUCGGUAGUCACUGAACAACGCCAUUUGCUGCUAACUCAGCAUCAGUGAGCCGCAUGCGCAGAGGAGGGCGUUUCCAAUGCAGUGCGCGCGCAUUUUGUCUCGUAAACCUGGUCCACGAACGAGACUAAGCCAGGACUGGAUGCCUGCAGAGAAAACUACUCUCACCCUCCAGUGCCUUCUGAAGGGGAAGAGAGGCCAGACCGAGAUACCUCCUGUUUAUGAGGACAUUCCCUUGGAGAAGACACCUCAUUCAACUGAACGUCAAUGAAGCUGAUGGACCUAUCACAAGAUAAAUCUCAUGAAAAAA